Molecule: messenger RNA, 1740 nt
Organism: Orbilia oligospora ATCC 24927
Lineage: Eukaryota; Fungi; Ascomycota; Orbiliomycetes; Orbiliales; Orbiliaceae
Exons: 5
Coding region: 1-1740 (579 amino acids)
Biological process (GO): transcription initiation at RNA polymerase III promoter
Cellular component (GO): transcription factor TFIIIC complex
Source: RefSeq, a predicted model, not a curated record
AUGUCGAGGUCUCCGUACAUCCUAGAAGACGAGUAUGAUCGGCCCAAGCCUCCGCCGUCCGAGGCGCCUUGGUGUGAGAUUCCAGAUAAACAGUUAUUGGCAGUAGAGCAUCCGGCUGUUAUUUUGAACAAUUCGGACCGGGCGGUUAGGAUGUUGGGGGGUGGGAAGGCUGUUGCACAGGCAUUCAAACCAAAUCCAGAAAAUAUAUCGGAGCCCAAUGGUCUCGAACUACGGUUUAGACCUGGAGAUGCAUUGGCCCCUCCGGUUCAAGGCAAACCGGCAAGGACCCGUGCCAUGGUUCUCAAAAUCACUGUUCCCAAGGGAAAGGGACCGAAUCCUAGACCUCCUCCGGGUGAAGAACCAGAUAUUCCCAAGAUUUUAAAAAGUUUAAAUGGGAAGUUCACAUCUGAAGUUGUAGGUUGGGUAGACCAUACGAUUCGGUUUAGGGAUAUGGCGGAUUAUCAGUGGAAUACGAGAAACUCGGACUGGGCAAGGAAUGUAGAGGAGAAUAUGAUGGAGUUGGAUCUGCAGGCUCUCAAACGCUUCAGAAUGACCGACAAAAUCACUGCUGAUGCAAACGCAGAAAUCAUGCGUCCACCACGGUUCACUCAUAUAAACUACCCAUUCGUCUACGGUUUCCGCCAAAACCCCGCUAUAAAAGUCGACACGGAUAUCAACGGCGAACCAGUUUUCAUCAAUGCCGGAGCACGGGUCCAGACACAAACCCAAUAUGGCAAUUGGAAUUCCGAUACAGUCCCUCAAGCAGGAAGAUUGAAACGUCCAAAGGAGCCUGAAGUGCUUGUGGACUGCCUGAAGAAACUUGAGGAAUUGUUUGAGGAGAGACCGAUAUGGACUAGACGCGGGUUGAUGAAUAAUAUGCCUAGUAGUUUGUGGCAGCAGUUGAAGUGGGCGUAUCCGCAUGUUGCGUAUUAUUGGAGAAGUGGGCCUUGGAGGGAUACGUAUGUGAAGUUUGGGGUUGAUCCGAGAAAGGGUAAGGAGUUUGCGAAGUAUCAGGUUGUGGCGUUUAAAGUGCAUACGGUUAAGCCGAAGAAGGAUUCUAGUCAAAAUGAGGGACAUUUGUUUGACGGGGAAAGUAUUAUUCUCGAUGGAAAGAUUUGGCAGUUUUGCGACUUGAAAGAUCCGUUGUUGGCAGAAUUGGCGGAUAUUGAGAAGUGUGAGGCGAGAGAUGUUUGUGAUAAUACCGACGGCUGGUUUCCUAAUAAUCGUCAUUUCAAAAUAAAGUAUAUUAUGAGAAGAAAAUUAUCAGCGUUAAUCGCCGGGAAGAAAAUGGAUGAUAGAGUCUUUGAAGCGAUACUGAAGGAACCGGAUUCAGCGGCGCCAGGAACUUUACCGCCAAGAAAGCAGAUAAUGUAUACCACAAGCCUGGAUGGACAAGAAGGAGGAACUAUUGGUGAAGGGGAUAAGAUGGAUAUAGUUGAGACGGAAGAGGGCGAUGCGGAGGUUGAAGUUGAUGAACUAGUGGAUGAAUUUGGGGAAGAGUUUGAAAGCGAAAGUGAGGGUGAAGAGGAGGAAGAAGAAGAAGAAGAAGAUGAUGAUGAUGAUGAAGCAAGUGAAGAUGAAGAGGAUGAAAGUAGUAAAAAGGAGAAAGGGGAAACAGCAGCAAGAGAUGAAAGGUUACAAAAGCUUAUGGAAAGGUUUAUGCAGGGUCAUCAGCAUGAAGGGGUGUCGAGGAAGACUGGGGAUGAUGAUGAUUUUGAACUGCUCGGAGAGAGUGAUUGA